Messenger RNA from Symbiodinium necroappetens, 6906 nucleotides. NCBI's taxonomy places the organism in Eukaryota, Dinophyceae, Suessiales, Symbiodiniaceae. The record is from the annotation of a GenBank genome assembly.
AUGGUGGAUAGGAACAAGGAGUGCCAAGCCUUGUUUAAGAGCCAGAUCUUGGGCGCAAAAAAGUGUCCGGGUCUACAGGUGGUUCUGGCGGAUGCAGUGGGCUUGGCGGAUAUGGAGCGUGGCAUCCCGUUCACAUUCGACACAUAUUGCCGCAUGUACUGCGACCUUCGGCGGCAUAGUGCAGACGUUUGCAAUUUGCCAUUUGUGUCCUUUGACUAUCAUUCUCCAUGGUGUCAUGGCACAUUUCGAUUGUCGACAGGCUUGGACAAGUACAUCCCCGAGUUUGGAAAGGUCCUCGUUCAACCGGAAGGUGUAGACGCGCCUGUCGCGGCAAAGCGCCCGAUCCUGUUGAAGCAUCUCCUUUGCCACUGCUCAGGAAUUGCUUAUGCCCCGGAUGUGGACGAGACUAUAGAGGAUGAGAGUUCGCGGGCCUAUCUCCAGCUACAGCAAGAUGUGAGCCUUGACGCCUUGCAAGUAAAGCUGGCAUUGCCAGAGUUCCUCUCUCAGAUCAUCCCGGGAGCCUCGGACCAGAUGUCGAACUCCUACUGGUAUGGAUUUUCCUUUGAUGUGCUGGGAAGAGUGUUGGAGGUCGUCGAGAAGAAGAGAUUGGACAAGGUUCUGAUCGAGACAGUCUUUGAACCUCUCGGCAUGAAGCAUACCAAGUGGGCUGUUCGAAGAGACGAGCUGCACAAGCUUUCUGCUUGCCACCUGGUUACAGUUACAGGCUAUGCUCAUAAGCCCACCUGGAAGAAGAGGUACACGUUGCAGAGAACCAUCCUUCCUCUACCCAUCUCCGACUGUUGGGAAGAGCUGUAUGGCCAGAAGGGCGGCAUGCCAAGCGCUCUUCGCCCAAGCCUUGUCCGCAUUGAUGGCAACACGGCGCGUCAGAGCCAUUGGCUGCAGGGACAAGAAUGCCGAGUUCAUUCUGGUGGCGGCUUCAUGGGCUACCUGUAUGGCGGCCUAGCCGUGUCAGCACAGUUGCUGACACGGCACGCUUUGUGCCGAUCUAAGCAUGAAGUCCGCAUGCUGAUGCGGAAAGGGAAGUUGGAUGAUGGGCAAAGGUUUUUGAGCUCCUCAUCUGUGACCGCGUUGGAGAAGAAUCGUAUGAAAGAAGGGGUAGACCCAGUCAACUAUCUUGGCAACAUCGGAACGUACCGCAAGAACGGCACAGAGUAUGGAAUGGGUGGUGCUGCCUGCACCAUGGCUCAGACACUGGCUUUGCUUCAGGCGGCUCGUACCUAUUGGUCCAUCGAUAGGGCGGACGACACGGCAACCUUGUGGUUUACUCAGCACGUAGACAUGCCGGAAGUUGCGGACAUGCCCCGAGCUCGGAGCGCACUUCAUGUGGCAGCACUUGUAUUGCAAUGGCAAGCAACCAAGGUGCCAGACAGUCGAGCGCUUGCUUUCUCCUCGAGCUGCUCGGGUGCUCUUUGGGUGCCUUUGCUAGAGAAGGCAUGGGCCCGGAUCAACGGUUCCUUCCAGGCCAACAACUUCGGUGCAUUGAAAAAUGUGAAGUCAAGGAACGGCACGCCGUUUCGUGACGCUACCGACCCUGAGUCCGUGCGCGUCCUAUCCCGACAGGAGCGCCCCGUCAGACUGGGCGAAGAUUACAGUGGCCGAGCUGUGGAUCGCGAACGUGACUUGCUGAAGCAGUUCGGUAACUGGCACGAGGCAGAAGAGCUUUCGCGGGAGGAGCUGGAAGGUUGUCGUGUGCAGUAUGGGGCCGAGCACCACGAAACCCAAAGCUGCGCUGCAAAUUUGGUGAAGUGUCUCAAGGAGCGCGGCAAGGCCACCAAGGCGAUGGAGUUUUCUAAGGACUUGACAGGGCUCUACCUGCGGCUCUCGCAGUGGGACCGCGAAGGAGUGAAAGAAACUCACAACUUCUACGAUGUGUUCUCUACUUUCAUCCUUCUUGCACGAGGAGCGUCGUUUGCACGCCUGCCUUCUUCAGAAGAGGAGGUUGGCAUGGAUCAAGUCGCGCGAGGGCGUCUUCUGGAUUCCCUGGCCCGCUUAGGUGGCUAUCCCGAGCGCUGCGGCAUUUGCAUAGCAGCAGAGGACACGGUGUCUGAGGGCAUCGACAGCCGCUUCCGGAUCGGUACUGUCGCUCGAGCAUCCUCGUUGGACCCUGCGGUAGGCCAACACGUGAAGCAAAGACUUCCCGCUGGCAAAUAUUGCCAUGCACUGGCAUUGGACAGGCGCCAUUGGGAUGACCUGCACGUAUCCCCACUAGAAAUCCAGGAGAUGUUCGCCAGGGAUGUCGUCCAUGGCCGACAGGUGCUGCUGCUGCGUGGCCCUUCUGCGCCUGAAGACAGCGAGAUGCGAGCCGCGCUCCGCUUUGCAGCAUCUGUGCGAGCAGUGACUGUUAGUACUUCGAUGCUUCUCGGAGCUCUCGAUGAGAUGAUUGCAGACAUGGCUGGUCUGCUGGUUGGCAUCGAUCUCUUACUGCUGCUUGGCCUGCCCACUGGCUUUGGAGCACUGUUGGCCGUGGAGCUCAGCUGCCGCUAUUCUGUGCAGGCACUGGAUGUGGGGCAGUUGUCCUUGACAGCACCGCCUGGGAAGAAGUCGGCCGCUCCUCUUACGACGUUGGGCAGCAGCGGCCAGGAGCAGCCUGCCAGACUGCAAGACUUGGCUGAAGGAGAUUGGCGAACAAUCGAAGUGCCCUUUGCACCGCAGUCUCACAAAGGUUUGGCCACGAAGGUUUCUGCGUCGGAGGCGGUCUGGUACCGCCGGAUGCUGCGUGUGCCCGAGAGCUGGUGCGCUGGUGUGGGGGCAACCUUUUGGCUUCAAGUGGAUGCUUGCGACUGGGAAUGCGCCGUCUACUUGGACUCUCAGCCACUUGGGAUCCACCGGGGCGGUUACGAUGCUUUCCGCCUGGAGAUUCCCGCGAUUUCGGCUUGCUCCGAAAGGGGCCAAGGCCCUGAGGUCAAAACACUGCUGGUCCGGGCUUGGGACCCGACGGAUGAGGGCUGCCCAUUCACAGACCACCCUCCGAUACCUUGUGAUAGUUGCUGUGAGAGUGGCUGGCAGCCGCGUGGCAAGCAAGCCCUGAAGCCUGGUUCCAUCAUGUACACAGCGGUGACCGGCAUUUGGCGGCAAGGCAUUUUCCUGGAGAACCUUCCUGGCUGCCACAUCCGGAAUCUGCAUAUCAGGGUAUACAAGGAUGCGCCUCGCAAGCUUACUGUCGCCGCGGAAGCGACGUGUGAGAAGCAGCUUUACUUGGAGGUGCGCGAUCUGGAGGGGGACCUCCUCGGAGUUGCUCACGGCCCGUGCUGUGAGCUGCAUGCGGAGCUAGAACAGGCACUGCAGCUUUGGUCACCCCAGGAGCCCCAACGAUACGAAGCUCACUUAUCGCUGGGUGCCGACACGGACGUCGACACUGUGGUUCGACGCUUCGCACGCCGAUUUGUUGCAGUCAAAGAUGGUCGCUUUCUGCUCAAUGAUCAGGUCCUAUUUGUGCAUGGGGUGCUGUAUCAGGGCUACUGGCCGGAGUCGUUGCUCACCCCGCCGGACUCGGAAGCCAUCAGCCGUGACCUUGAGAUGAUCAAGGCAGCAGGCUUCAACACGGUUCGGGUGCACGCUGUGGUCAUGGGGGAAGCUUUCUACGAUGAGUGCGACAAGCUCGGCCUGCUCGUAUGGCAGGACAUGCCAGCAGGAGACAUGCGUGCGAUGCCAACGUGGUCCGAAGGACGUGCUGUCGCCGAGGAAGAGAUCGGCACAGAAGCGCAGAGGUUGAAGGUUCCCGUUCCGCGGACACUCUUUGAUGAGAUUCGGCGGUCACACGAAAGUCGAAGAGCCUUUGAAGCUGAGCUGCAGGCCAUGGUGGGAGCUUUGUCGCACUUCGCAUCGGUAGCUGUCUGGGUGCUCUUCAACGAGGGCUGGGGACAAUCGAACACGAAGGCGUUGGUGCAAUUUCUGAGGGGCAUUGAUCCAAGUCGGCUGAUCGAUGCAUCUUGGCCGCAAGACUGUCAGGCCAAUAGCGGAUGGAACGAAGUCGAAGGUGGCCCGUUGGGUGACUUCGCAGAUCUGCACAAUUACGAAGACAACUCGUCCAUCUUCGGGCCACUUGCAAUGAGCUUCCAGAACUUUGCCGCCUGGGGCUACACUGUUGGAGGCAGACAUCCCGUGCUUCAGUCCACGACUUUGCAGGGCCUGAACGGGCUUGGCAUGCUUGGCAUGCUCUCCCAACCUUCCGCUGUCCGCUUCCGGCCCUAUGGACACUGGCACCCGUUGCUGGCGAAGCGUUCGAAGCAUGCGGGCACGACGUGCAACGAAGCGUCAGUGCGAAGGGCAGCUCGGCAGUGGGGCGGAAGCCUUCUGGCUCUUGCUGCCUCUCAGAGAAAGACUCGAACCCGUGGUAAGUGGGAAACACAGCAGCGAGCUGCAGAUGAUGAAGUUCUGGCUUCCAAUCCAUCCGCGGAGACUCUGCAAAAAGACGCCGAGUCUCCUCUUCGCACCAGUGCAAGUUGGCAUGCCAAACUGCGUCGAGUUUGCUGCACAUGCGACUAUGACAUGAUUGCUCGCAUCGCAGUGUCCGUGGGGAGCAGCGACUCUGCAGAUCUGGUGGAGAUGGUUGCGUACGAAUGUGUUCGGCGUCCCUUCGUCUUUUUCGCCCGGGUUCUCAGAGCGUGUCGGCUGCGUGAUGUGCCACCGCUUUUCAGUGUCCAGCUGUAUCACUUGGUGGAGCCUUGGCUUCGAGAGCAAUGUGCGACUUCUGCAACCUGGGAAGCGGUGCUCUAUGCCUUGGCUUUGCAAGCUCUUGAAGCACGUGAAGCCCCGGAUGAGGCCUUUAAGCUCCUUGCUGACAUGGAGACUGGUGCAGAUCCGAGGCUUCCGGAGCCAACGAAUGCAGCCUACUGCAUCCUUGUCCAAGCCGUUGCAGCCAGCCAGGGUGAACGCGCUGCUAGACAACUCUUGUCCAGGUCAGCUGCCUUCUUGCUGCCUGCAGACCCAGUCAUCUAUUUGGUGCUGGCCGCGGUGCAUUCCAAUUCAAACAUUGACAUGGCCAAGACUCUCGUGCGAAAAGGGGAAAUGUUGUCGAGAAGUUGGAAGACCUGCAGGCUCCUGGAUGAGUACCAACCAGAUGCCCUGUACAACACAUUGCUGGCAGCCUAUCGACGCAUGGGGCGGUUACGAGAUGGCUUCGCGGUUCUUGGAGUAAUGCAGCAGCAUGGCAUUCAACCUACGGUUGUCUCCUUCGGCAUUUUGCAGCAAGCCUGCUGGGGGCAUCCGGAUGCAGCCAUCGAGAUUCGGCAGUUGCUACGGCUGAUGGAAGUGAUGGAAGUGACCCCGGACACGAUAAACUACAACGCCCUCAUCAAAGCUUACAGCGACACCGGGCAGCUGACCAUGGCACUCCAAGUUGCAAACAGAAUGCGGGAAGCCGGAAUUAUCUGGGAUCGGUUCACAUACCAAUACCUGCUGGGUGCGAUGGUGGGUUCAGAGCAAGCAGAACUAGCCGUCCGGCUUCUUACUGGGAUGCGAAGUGAUGGUGUGAGACCUCGGGCAAAGCACUACAUUGCGGUCUUCGUGGGCCUUGCCCAAGCAGGUUUCUACGAAGACUCAGUGCGUGUUUUUCAGCGCCUAGUUUCCAUGGGCCCACAGUAUGCCAGCCUCUAUGCCUACAACGUCAUGAUGGGCAUACAGUGCAGAAGAGGUGACAUGGAGACGGCCCUGCAGACCUUUGAGAGCAUCAGAGAAGCCGGCAUGGAGCCCAACGCAAUGUCGUUUCGCAUUUUGCUGGAAGGCUAUGUGGUCGCAGGCGAUUGGAUAUCUGCUUUGGAUGUGCAGGCUCCCUUUCAGGAGUUCAGAGAUCGCCUAAGAAGGAUAUCUACGGACGCUUCCGUAACACAGGCGGGUCGAGAAGCCGCGCGGCAGGAGUUGAAAAAUAAAAGGCACUGGACCAAGGCGUAUUAUUUGCUAAUUGAUGCCGCGCUUUGGAAAGACGAGUGGGUUCGAGCAGUCAGUCUGGUAAAGGAUUUGGUGGAUCAAGGUCUUCCAGCCCAUCCUGUGAGGCAUGCUCGUUUGGUCCGUGACUUGAAGUUCUAUUAUGCAGGUUCCGAGCAAGAUGCAGGUGUUGGUGUCGAUGCGGAUGUGGUGUUUCUCCGGGUCCCUGAUUCGGAAGGCAGCAGUCCUGCAAGUGCUGAAGAGAAACCCAGGAAAGACUGGAUCACACGUGUUCCGAACAUACCGCGCCCCGUAGAGUCUUUGGAACCACCAAUGACAAGCACCUCUGAGCAGAUACCACUCCAUGUUUUGGCUGCUAGUUUUGCGCCUCAGUGGAUUUAUUCUGGCAGCACUUCUUUCAAUCUGGAUUCUAUACCCGACUUGUGCAAAAGGAUGCUUGGAAGACUUGAAGGCGAGGAUGCCUUUGCGGUGGACCCCAAGGCUGCAUACUCGCUGAUUUAUGCCUACUAUCACACGACCCUCCAUCGGCGGCCCGUCGUUUCGAGGCAGAUCCCUGCAAGGGAGGAGAUCCUGGCACGUGCUGAGCCAGAGACCAUCGAAAGCUUACAGGAGCUUUUUGAUUCUAAAGGUUGGCCUGGCAGAGCUCCCCACGGAUAUCUCUUCAUGAGGCCCGCUUCUGCGAAUUUGGAUGCGUUGCUAGUGCUGCUGGGACUUGCAGCAUCUCAUCCCGAGUCCGUCCUGUUGCUAAGAUCUGAAGAUUCACAGAACAGGCGGUUUCUGGCCGAUGAGUGCAAAACUCGCAGAUAUCGGGCGCUCGCAGUAACACUGUCUUCCACACUGGCCGCGAUGCCUGCAGCAGCUCUGGUCAACACCAGGAUGCUGGUGGCUAGCAUAGACAUGCGAUUAUCUUGCAGCAACUUCGAGAGCCACUUGCGCGAUGCCCUUGCUGGAAAGACAGAGCUCUCGCGCAACGGACAGUUGCCCGACAGUGGCGAUGCCAAG